Serpula lacrymans var. lacrymans S7.9 is the source of this 407-nucleotide messenger RNA. RefSeq lists its product as uncharacterized. Gene Ontology annotation, biological process: DNA-templated transcription. Gene Ontology annotation, cellular component: RNA polymerase III complex; RNA polymerase I complex; RNA polymerase II, core complex. The record is from RefSeq and is a predicted model, not a curated record. Gene Ontology annotation, molecular function: DNA-directed RNA polymerase activity; zinc ion binding; DNA binding. NCBI's taxonomy places the organism in Eukaryota, Fungi, Basidiomycota, Agaricomycetes, Boletales, Serpulaceae. The coding region runs from base 47 to 253 and encodes 68 amino acids. The transcript is spliced from 3 exons.
GACGGGCAACCCUGAUUUUCUUUAGGUCUCCUCUUCUUCAUCCGGGAUGAACCAGCAGGGCCCCAACAGCAAUCUGGGAGGAGGGGGAGGAAGCUAUAUUCCUCCUCCACGACAGGACAUGGAAUACAUUUGUGCAGAUUGCGGUGCCAAAAAUGAGAUCAAGUCGAGGGAGCCCAUACGGUGUCGAGAGUGCGGUCACCGUAUCAUGUAUAAAAAGAGGACUAAGCGCAUGGUCCAAUUCGAAGCGCGUUGACACAGACCAUCAGGACUUUUGUUAGCCGAGCUGUAGUGUUUUGCCCAAAUCUUUGCCAACAUAUCUUGUCGUAGCUUCCAUAGCUGUGUAAGCAUACUCGCACAUAGCACUUGUAAAGGUGCAGGCUGUAAUAAAAUGGCAUGGCUUGGAUGAA